UAAUAAGUGAUCAAGUACCGGGCAUAGACAAUUUUUUAGCCUACAAUAUGUACAUAUGUCGCGCACGAAAUUUUAUGUGACUUUUGUAUAAAUUAUGAGACACAACUUGCAGUUGACAUCAGUUAACUCGCAGCAGUCAAUUAACUACAAAUUCUAAAAAAAUGAAAUUCCUCAUCUGUUUGGCUCUCUUCUUCGCCGUCGCCCAGGCUAACCCUGGCUUUGUGGCACCUUUGACUUAUUCCGCUGCUGCUCUGCCUUCCGUCGCCACCUACGCUGCCGCGCCUUAUGCUGCCGCUCCUUAUGCCGCUUACUCCGCUUAUGCUGCCGCUCCUUAUGCUGCUUACUCCGCUUAUGCUGCACCCGCUGUGGCCACCUACUCUCACGCUGCUUACUCCGCUCCAGUUGUCUCGACUUACUCUCAUCUUGCCGCUCCAGCUGUCUACAGCGCACCAGUUGCCCGCGUCGCUGCUGUAGCGCCUGUAGCUCCAGUCGCCUACACCGCGCCAGUUGUGUCGACUUUGUUGAAGAAGAAGUAA
Messenger RNA from Ceratitis capitata (Mediterranean fruit fly), 536 nucleotides. Its product is annotated as pupal cuticle protein C1B-like. NCBI's taxonomy places the organism in Eukaryota, Metazoa, Arthropoda, Insecta, Diptera, Tephritidae. The transcript has 3 exons. Bases 162 to 536 code for a protein of 124 amino acids. The record is from RefSeq and is a predicted model, not a curated record.